Molecule: messenger RNA, 739 nt
Organism: Planococcus citri (citrus mealybug)
Lineage: Eukaryota; Metazoa; Arthropoda; Insecta; Hemiptera; Pseudococcidae
Exons: 2
Coding region: 180-641 (153 amino acids)
Source: RefSeq, a predicted model, not a curated record
GUACAUAAUGAAUUUUAACGUCAGAGCUUUCACAUCGUGGGUCGUAAUUGUUUGGCUAAGCACGCUUUAAUUCAAAAAUCACAUCUGCACUGACGUGGUAGAAAUUUGGACAUAGUAUCGUUUAAUACAACCUGCAGGAUUUUCACAAGUGCAGUUGACGAUUUUUAAAAUCUACCAAGAUGAUUUCGUGGUUCAUGAUACUGCCUGUGAUUAUGAUUCCAUUUAUUAUGUUGAUUAAUGAAGCUGAAUUGAGAGGUGGUCAUGGAGGUGGCGGUGGUGGUGGCGGCCGUGGAGGUGGCGGUGGUGGUGGCCAUGGUAGCUCGCACGGCGGCGGUUCACAUACUUCGAGUGGUGGAGGAGGAGUGAAAAGUCCUAGUUCGCCUUCACCUACUGCUUCCACAGGAGGACAUGUACCUGCAAUGGCUAUGGCUGCUGGGACUCAUGGAUCUGGCGGUGGUUCAUCCGGUAAUAAGGGAAAGGAAAAGAAAAAAAAGGAACAAGAAGAAAAGAAGAAAAAGGAGGAAGAAAAGAAGAAAAAGGAUGGAGAAAAAAAGAAAAAGGAAGCAGAGGAGAAGAAGAAGAAAGAAGAGAAAAAGAAAAAAGAAGAGGAAGAAGAGCAACAAUUCGGUGGUAAUUCGUAAUUUCAUAGGAUGUUCAAUCAUGUUCAUCCUCAAAGUCAAAACCAUCUCGUUUCAGUGAUAUUCAUGCAUUUGAAUAAAAUACAUAUCGUCAUCAUAUA